This is a messenger RNA of Etheostoma spectabile (orangethroat darter), 11177 nucleotides long. It is a transcript of the gene shank3a, whose product is annotated as SH3 and multiple ankyrin repeat domains 3a. The record is from RefSeq and is a predicted model, not a curated record. NCBI's taxonomy places the organism in Eukaryota, Metazoa, Chordata, Actinopteri, Perciformes, Percidae. Bases 435 to 6506 code for a protein of 2023 amino acids. Gene Ontology annotation, cellular component: postsynaptic density; postsynaptic membrane; dendritic spine. Gene Ontology annotation, molecular function: ionotropic glutamate receptor binding; synaptic receptor adaptor activity. The transcript is spliced from 32 exons.
AUAAUAGCUGGUUUCAGUUCAAAUGACCUAGAAUGCUUUUACUUUGACGUGAGUCUGUGGUUGACCAAGUACUUUAGCUAGCUCACCUCGUUGAUCCUCUUUGAGGAGUGUUUUUAGUCCACCCCAACUGGCCACUUCUACGUGAUUUUUCAGGGUCAAGAUUUCCUCAGAUGUUUUACAUUGCAUUCAGCUCAGGAUGCAAUUAUGCAAACCAGCUGCAGGCAUCAUGAAGCCUGUUUGGAAUACACUUUCCCAGAAUCUCUAUAAUCCAUCAAAGUAGUAGCCUAUUCUUCCAAACGAGCGAGUGAUGCACGCUGCCAAAGGUGUGUGCGUGUAGUGUGAGCGAGAGACAUCUGUGUGUGUGUGUGUGUGUUUGCCCGUGUGUGUGUGUCUGGAGAGAGAGAGAGACAUAGACCGAGCCCCUAACACGGAGCAUGCCUCUGCGUCCGGCAGCCGGCAAACAUGAGCCACCCAGCCCUCCACGGCAGGACCAGCAGCAGCAGCAGCACACACACACACACUCACACACACUCACACACCCUUACACACACACAGCAAACGGCAGCCAGGGGGCCAGCACUGACAGCGGCAGCUCCCGGGAAGAGGACAGCGGCAUUCCCAUUCCUGUCGGUGUUCCAGCUUUCCGUCCCGGUGCAGAGCGGAGCCACAGUGCAAGAGCACCCAUGGAGGAGCCGACAGGCAACACCGUGGUCAUCCGCAUUGGAAUCCCAGACCUACAACAGACGAAAUGUAUGAAAUUCAAUGUGGAUGCCCCUAUCUGGCUGUCAAAGCAGCGGAUCCUGUGUACUCUCAACCAGAGCCUGAAGGAUGUACUCAACUAUGGCCUAUUCCAGCCAGCCUACAACGGCAGGGCUGGCAAGUUUCUGGAUGAGGAGAGACAGCUAAGGGAAUACCCCUUCCCAUCCAUUGCUCCUGUACCUUACCUAGAGUUCCGCUAUAAAAGACGUGUCUACACCCAAAGUCACCUGGAUGAAAAACAGCUGUCUAAGCUCCACACCAAGGCAAACCUGAAGAAGUUUAUGGAGUAUGUGCAGCAGAAGAACAUUGAAAAGGUCUCAAGGUUCCUGGAAAAAGGCCUGGACCCCAACUUCCAUGAUCCAGAAACAGGAGAAUGUCCUCUAACGCUGGCAGCACAGCUGGAGGGAUGUGGAGAGCUCAUCAAGGUGCUGAAAAGUGGAGGGGCACAUCUGGACUUCAGAACAAAAGAUGGCAUUACUGCCCUACACAAGGCUGUGCGCAGCAAGAACCAUACAGCGCUUAUAACAUUGUUGGAUCUGGGUGCGUCCCCUGACUAUAAAGACAGUAGGGGUUUGACUCCUCUCUACCACAGCUCAAUGGUAGGAGGAGAUCCCUACUGCUGUGAGCUGCUUCUGCAUGAUCAUGCACAGGUCGGAUGUGUGGACGAGAAUGGCUGGCAGGAGAUACACCAGGCCUGCCGCUAUGGCCACGUGCAGCACCUGGAACACCUGCUGUUUUACGGAGCUGACAUGAGCGCCCAGAAUGCAUCUGGAAACACCGCCCUGCAUGUGUGCGCUCUCUACAACCAGGAUAGCUGUGCACGAGUUAUCCUGUUCCGGGGGGCCAAUAAAGAGAUAAAGAACUACAACAGCCAGACCGCCUUUCAGGUGGCUAUUAUAGCAGGAAACUUUGAUCUGGCUGAAAUCAUAAAGGUCCACAAAGCAUCAGAUGUUGUGCCUUUCAGGGAGACCCCCUCCUACACCAACCGUCGACGUGCGACACCUGGCCCCCUGCCCUCGCCACGUUCUUUGCUCCGCUCUGCUAGUGACAACAACCUGAAUGGGGACCACGAUCACAUCCACGGCCAGGGCCCCAGAGAAAUUCGUGGCCGUCAAGGCCACUCCCCUGUCCCCUCACUGCGCAGUCUGCCAGCUUUUGGGCAGCUGCACAGUAGUCUUGGAGAGAGCCGUCAUGGAGAGAUCCCUGACAGCAGUCUCCAGAGUACAGGCAGCUCCAGAUCCUCCCAUUCCCGCUCGCCUUCACUACAUCACAUGCAUGAAGAAGACAAGCCGGUUCCCCGGAGGUCCCACAGCCAUGGUUACCCUCAUGGGUACGGCCAUCGUGGAAGACUAAGCCCGGGCUCAGUGCAGCGAGACCCAAGCCCCCCUCAUCACACGCCUCCAGCGCUGACAGGCCCCCGCGGGCCCAAACGGAAACUCUAUAGUGCUGUCCCAGGACGUACCUUCAUUGUGGUCAAGCCCUACACGCCACAGGGGGAGGGAGAGAUCCAACUUAAUCGUGGCGAGAGAGUCAAAGACUAUGACUGUAAUGACAUGGAAGCUCUACCAGAGGAGCAUAUUUAUGAUGAAAUCAGACUGGUGAUGGAUGACUAUCUGGACUCCAAUGCUGACAUCUGGUAUAAUGAAGAUGAAGAGGAGUAUGCCAAUGACAUUAAUGAUGAUGAUGAACAUGAAGUUCUGAGUAUAGGGGAAGGAGGUUUCUGGGAAGGCACGGUCAAAGGGAGGACAGGCUGGUUUCCAGCAGACUAUGUGGAAGAGGUUCAGAUGAGGCAGUUUGACCCACGACUAGAGACUCGGGAGGACCGCACAAAGAGGCUGUUCAGACACUACACUGUGGGAUCCUACGACAACUUCACCUCAUACAGAAAGGUUUGUUACGGGUCUCCUGGCUCCAGCAGCGGGAACUCUGUGUUCCCUUGUGACUAUAUCAUAGAGGAGAAGAAUGCUGUUUUACAAAAGAAAGAAAAUGAGGGGUUUGGCUUUGUCCUCCGGGGAGCCAAAGCCGAGACGCCCAUUGAAGAGUUCACCCCCACCCCAGCGUUCCCUGCCCUUCAGUACCUGGAGUCUGUGGACGUGGAGGGAGUGGCCUGGAGGGCUGGUCUGAGGACAGGAGACUUCCUCAUUGAGGUAAAUGGGGUGAAUGUAGUGAAAGUUGGCCAUAAGCAGGUAGUGUCCUUGAUCCGGCAAGGGGGCAACAGGCUGCUGAUGAAGGUGGUGUCUGUCACACGCAAACCUGAGUCUGAGGAAGUUGUUCGCAAGAAAGCUCCCCCACCACCCAAGAGAGCUCCCAGCACCACCCUGACACUGCGCUCUAAGUCCAUGACCGCUGAGCUGGAGGAACUGGCUUCUGCUCGGAGGAGAAGAGGAGAGAGACUAGAUGAGAUGUUGGCAUCCCAGGAGUCUAUCUUACGUUCUCAGCCCCCGGAGGCAGAUUACAGAGCAGCUACUGUCAAACAAAGGCCUACCAGCAGGAGAAUAACACCAGCAGAGAUCAGUUCACUGUUUGAGAGACAAGGGAUGACUCUACAUGGAGGUCUUCACCCAGGCAUUGAGAGAAGUCACAUACCACUACCAAAGGGGAUGUCCAGGACCAAGUCAUUUGGUGCCACUGAGGAGGAUCAGCUGUCAGCCCUUGCAGGGGAGCACAGAUUUCCCCGCAGUUCCUCUAUGACAGACAGCCUCCGAGACCACUUACAGACCCAUCCCAUCCCUCCACCUCCACAAACAGCGCCUCCUCCUCCACCCACCUACUACCUAGACACUGGUCCUCCCCCCGCCUUCUGUCCCCCUCCUCCUCCAUCUAGGACCCACAGUCAGGGCCAUGAGCCUGGCGUACGCUCCAGCUUCAAGCCCUCCUCCUUGGACCUGCCUUACGAGGCUGCUCAGCGGCAGGCCACACAUUUAGAGAGACAGAAGAAAGCCCGCUCCAUGAUCAUCCUCCAGGAUUCUUCUCAUCUACCUGUAGAAGCCACAGAUAUUCCCCGUCCUUCUGCCGCUACUCCACCUGAGCGAAUUAAAAGGAAGGGACGGGUUAUUGAUAACCCUUAUGCUAAUGUUGGUCAAUUUAGCAUUGGACUGUACACACCCACCAAGCCACAGAGGAAGAAAAGUCCCCUGGUGAAACAACUACAGGUUGAAGAUGCACAAGAAAAAGCAAGUUUGGCCUUUGCUGCUGCCCAUUCCAGAGAGAGCUCACCCUCAGGGCGACACCCUUAUACCCAUGGACACACACACACCAGCCGUGCAGACUACUACCAGCAGCAGCUGAUGGCUGAGCGAGAGCGUUUGCGUUCCCAAGGAGAGAUGAUGUUUCAGGGUAAGGGACCUUUUGCCGCUGCAAUAGCUGGAGCAGUGAAGGAUCGUGAGCGUCGCCUAGAAGAACGAAGGAAAUCCACUGUCUUCCUUUCUGUUGGAACCAUGGAGGGGGCGUCUACCACCAGCUCUGACUCCCCCUCUCUGACUCAGUCUCACUCCAUCGAUGAACGGAUGCUCACCCGAGAGCUGGGACAGCUGCCUCCCCCUGCCUUGGCACUAAGCCCCUCACCUAGUGGGACCACCUUUAUUCAUCCGCUCACAGGAAAGCCCUUGGACCCAAACUCUCCACUGGCUCUUGCGCUGGCCGCAAGGGAGAGAGCACUGACCUCCCAGAGCCAGUCCCCAACUAGUAGCCCAGAACCUAGGACUAAACAGGAGCGGGCUGGCCAGGGAGUAAUAUUCAUUGACCCUCAGACCAAAGAGUCUCCACAUGGGGAAUUGACACCCUCAACUCCCCCUUUUUCGCCUAAAAGCGCCAAGGCAGUGGGGUAUGGUGUUGGAUCCUCGCCAGUAUCUAUUUUAGUUCCCCAGUCCACCAAACCUCAGUGGGCCACAUCCCCGUCCCCUGUCUUAUACCGGCAGGAGAUGGGGGCCAGAGUAGAGGAAAGGAAGGAGGAUAAAAAAAGUAUGUUGAUCAGUAUUAUGGAUACAUCACAGCAGAAAACAGCAGGGCUUAUCAUGGUCCAUGCUACCAGUAACGGCCAGGCUGUCGGGGUGGGUUCAGAACUAGUCUCCCAGCCCCAGGCCCAGCUUCAGACCCAGCCUCAAACUCAGCGUCCUGCUAGUCCAGCCCAAGAGAAGAGUCUGGCUCAGGGAAGCUCCGAAGAGGAUGUUGAUCCUUACACAGUGACCCUGCCCCCUGCAAUGUUGUCCUCCAGUGAUGAGGAAACUAGAGAGGAGCUACGUAAGAUUGGAGUUGUUCCACCACCAGAUGAGUUUGCUAAUGGGCUGCUGGCACAGGCACAGGGGACUCCAAUGUCCCUAACCAAACCUGUCUCCUCUCCCACCACUCCUACAACAACAACACCCCAAACUCCCUCAACCCCAACAACCCCAGUGGUGACCCCCGCUCAGCCUCAGCUUCCCCAGCCGGCACCUCCACCCAGUGCAGCAGCUGCCUCAGGGAAGCCCUCUGACCCUCUGGAGCCCCCACCGGUGGGCGAGUCUGGUUCUGCGGCUGACUCAGGUGUGGAGGAGGCUGACACGCGCAGCUCCAGUGACAGAGAGCGAGACCACCACCUCGAGACCACCAGCACCAUCUCCACUGUUUCCAGCAUGUCUACAUUGUCCUCAGAAAGCGGCGAGCCGGCCGACACACACACCACGCACACCUCCUAUGCCGACGGGCAGACUUUUGUGCUCGACAAGCCGCCAGUGCCUCCUAAGCCCCGACUUAAGUCCCAGAUAGGAGGCAGUAAAGGCCCCGUCACCUUCAGGGACCCUUUGCUGAAGCAGAGCUCUGACAGCGAGCUGCUAUCACAACAACAAGCUGCUGCCCUGGCUGCAGCUGCAGCUGGAGGAGUUGGGCUGCCCUCUGGUGGUUCAGCAUCAGUGACUGGACUAGCCCCCACCAAGCCGCGCUACCUCUUCCAGCGGAGGUCCAAGCUAUGGGGGGACCCAGUGGAGCCUCGUGGGCAAGGCGUGGGGCUAGGUAUUGGGAGUUUGGGCAAUCUUGGUGGGCUGGGACUAGGGCUGGGUGUAGAUGAGGGAGCAAAACCAUCUGUUAUGGGUGAGCUGAGUUCAAGACUACAGCAACUAAAUAAAGAUACUAGGUCACUGGGAGAGGAACCAUUGGGAGCAUCACUUGACCCGGGGAGAAAGUCACCUGUGGCAGGUGCCAGACUUUUCAGCAGCCUAGGGGAGCUCCACACCAUUUCUCAGAGGAGUUAUGGCACCACAUACACCAUUCGCCCUGGCAGCCGUUACCCCGUCACCCGACGCACCCUAAGCCCAGGUUCAGGCUCACCUGAUCGGGGCGACCCUCUCGGAAGAUUUUCAAGCUUUGGCCUACCGACUUCACCGACUACACCGCCACAAACCAUCCUCAAAUCCUCAAGCCUCAGCCUACCCCAGGAGCCUAAAGAGGUCCGCUUUGUAAUGAGGAGCUCCAGCGCCCGUUCCCGCUCUCGCUCCCCAUCCCCAUCCCCUUCCCAUUCCCCUGGACUGGGGUCACCACUUUUAGCCCUCCGACCCUUCCACCAGAAACCCCUCCACCUGUGGAAUAAGUACGACGUUGGCGACUGGCUGGAGAGCAUCAAUCUGGGGGAGCACAGAGCAGGGUUUCAGGAGCACGAGAUCGAAGGCUCUCACCUCCCAGCUCUAACCAAGGAGGACUUUGCAGAGCUAGGAGUGACACGAGUCGGACACCGCAUGAACAUUGAACGAGCACUAAAAAUGCUGCUAGAGAGCUGACCCCUGCCCUAAAACACAGCAACAGAAGGAGAGAAAGACAAAGAUAGAGCGGGCAAUAUAUAAAGUUGAUAAAAUAGAAAACAUAGGGGCCACUCCUCUUUUACUCUGGCUGCUUUUAUGUUCUGCAUCACAAAUGUUUUGUGUACUUUGGCAACACUUAAUGUUCCCAUUCUGCAUUAAUACCCUGCACUGCACUGAAGAGGUGGAGUCAAUUCAUUUGCCCCUUGUCCUCGGCCCUUAAUGUCUGCCCCCCUCCUUGCCUGCAGCCAAUUAGAUCAGACCUCAAAAUGGGCUCUGGUCUUUCUUUGCCGAGGAGAAUAGCAUGAGCUCCAAUUAAAACAUUUGAUUUGUGAAAAGCUUCAGUUGUUCCCUUACUAACACCCACACUUUCUCUCUCACUAUUCCCUCCUCUCCUCUCUACCUCUAUCCCUCCAUCUUUUAGGCCUCUGAAAGCCUUUUGCAGUUUGAGUAAAGGAGGAGGAGGAAGAAAGCUCAGUUGCCUUUCAAAAUAUUUAUACAGAGAUCAACAAUGAUGAACACAGGACUAUGGACAAAUGUGUGUCCCCUCUAUACCUGCUGUUGUUUUUAAACCGAAGACUUUCGAGCCCAGAGGUGGCGCUCCACCAAGUAAACCACGGGAGAAAACCAAUACGCCUUGGUACCCAGACUGUGCUAUCUAUUAUAUUUGGAGAAUGUUUAACCAACACUCGUGGCUUUUUUCAUAAUCAAUUUUUUUUGGUUUUCCAAAGGGAAUAUUAUAUAUAGGUAUUAUAAAAUAUGAUAUAUAUGUAUCAAAAUAUAGCUUUCAAAAGAAAAGACAAUAUUGCAAAGAGGAAAUGUAAUAAAUUAAUCUGCGCCUGUUUUUGGUUUUUAGUAUAGAAGGCAGAGAAAAAUCUUUAAAUUUAUUUCACCAAUAGUCUACUCAUUUCUACCAAUUAUAUACAUAUAUAUAAAUAUAUAUUUGAAAUAAAAAUCAAAAAGUACAUAGAUAUGGAAAUGAACUUUUUGUCAUAGAUAUACAACUUUCCUUAUGGUCACCCUUUCUUGAACCGUAGCAUGACGAGUUGCAUCAUGUCUUAGACAGAGAGUUUGAUGUUUGUUUUUAUUUUCUUACGGUCUUCCUUCAUACUAAAGGGCAUCCCGUAAUGUGAGGCUGAGACCCCAGCUGACACCCAUCCCUACUGCCUCAGCUACAGAUCCGACUGACGUGGUUCUGACUCUAUUUUAUCCACAACAACAUACAGUUACAGUAGGACCACCUGAUGAGACAGCUAAUUGGUAAAAGGGGCUCUUCAUCUUUUGCCUAUUUAUCACUCAGGGAUGGAAGUUUGGGGCACUAUCAUGGAGAGGUUGUUAGCUGUUGUUUUAUGACUAUUUAAAUUCUUAUGUGUGAUGACAUUUUAACACCACCACAGUCUGAAAAAAACGUUUAUGCUAGUAAAAUCUCCAUCCCUGUGACCCCUGAUGAAGCUUGUCAGCCCAGCACAAGGUCUGGUAUAGUGGAAGAAGGAAACACAGGGAUGUUUCUCAUCACCAGUAGAGAGGAAAGGAUCAUGAAAGAUAGCAGCAAUGUCUUUCAGAUUUGACUUUCACUGCAGAAGGAAAUAAAGUGAGCGAACCUGGCCAAAUCAAGCUUAACUUUUGAAAUAAAGCAAAUGUUUGUUUUUCUUACGUUUUCCUGGAGUAAAGCCAACAAAAACAUGUCAUACAUGGUUUUAAAUUAGCAAGACAAACAGUCUGUGCCCUUCUGAAAUGCCACUGUGUCUGUGAUCUAUCAGGCUGUGGGGAUGGGAACGCCUGUAAGGUCUUAAAGAAAAUUCAGUUUUUUACAACCUGGCAGUGUCUUGCAUCUUCGCUGCUUCCCUCUAUCUCUACGACUUACUUAGUGAGUAAAAUAUUAUCAUAAAGGGUGGCAGUCGGAACUCUACAAAUAAGACCCAGGUUGUGAAAAACAACAAAUGACUUUUCUUUUAACAAUGCAAAAUCUGCAAUUGUACUCAUGAGUAGCUUCUGCUGGCAGUGAGAAACAGUGAGUUUUAUUUACGCAACAAAAAGCAUUUUAUCCAUAGCUUUUCUCUAACAGACGGCCAGGUAAUCUUUAUUACUGCUAAAAACCGCCGUACAUCAGCAGCAUCCAGUGAGUUCGCCACGGCAGUUUCACUUAGCGAGAAGAUGUGUGCAUCCUUCUUCUUUUCUGUCUUUUUUAUUAUAUGCUAGCAGUUUGUAAAACCGAGUGGUGAAUAUAACGUUGUAUCUGGGUUGUAGGACUAGCACUCACUGCCUCACUGUGACCUCACUGAUUAUUUUCCUUCUGACUCCAGUGUUACAGUACGUCCUCCGACUUAUAUGGACUUGUUGUGUUAAUUGUUAUUUUGUCUUUUUUUCUUCUUCUUCUUUUCUUUGUUGAUUUGUUACCCUUGGAAACUGUGGGGUAGAUUUUGUAGCGUGUGGAACAUGAAACUUAAAUCUUUCACUCAUUAGAAUUUUAGAGUGACAGAAAAAAGACAGAGAAAAAAAGCAUAAUAUCCUGUCCAUUCUAAACGUACUUAGACUUGUAAAAAUGAUCAAACUACAAAAAAGUUCCUUUUCUUUUUUAAAUCACAAGCAAUGUAUAUAUGAUAGAUUUCAUAUAAUUUUUUGAAAAACAAAAAGUAUAUAGAUCUAUAUAUGAAUGUUUGGCAUAUAUGCAUAGUUAACCACCUGUGGAAAAGGUGAGCAGAUUUUAUUCUUUCUAUGUGCUCUUGAACUUUUGAACUCUGAACUAUGAACUAGGAUUUGCACAAAACAAGGUGACAAGGUGCUAAUAUAAAAGCCACCCAUCGUCCAAGCGCAUGUGUGCAUCUGGAUUCCCCGAUUCCCUCUGUGUGGUCGUUCCUCGUUACCGUGUGUGUGUGUGUGUGUGUGUGUGUGUGUGUGCGUGCGCGCAAAUGCUUGUUUGUUUCCAUUUUUUGUGUGUGUUUGUUUGAGAGACAAAACAAGACAUUUGACAGUGAGGGAGUGUAUGGUUGUUGUUAGGGUUAACAUCUUUGUAGUAGUCCACUAUAGCCUUACUGUAUUACUAUCAGAGAUUCUCGGCAGUGGCUGUGUAACACACACACACAUACACACACACACACACACACACACACACACACACACACACACACACACACACACACACACACACACACACAAUGUAUACACAGACAAACAGAAAAAUGCACACAUACAUUCAUCUUCAAUAGAUUUAACAUCAUUGUUCUGCAUUCUUGUUUUGUACUGAGUGACAUCUUCAAAAAGUAGACUGCUCUGCUCCAAGGGAGAAACAGAUAGACAGAUCACCACAGGGUAUUAAACGAAACCCUUGACACAUUUUAUAUUGCAAGACAACUAUAACUCACCUUGUAACUGUGGAGGUACGGUUUAUGCACUGUCACUGUUUUGUAAACCUAUUCCCAGAUGGCAUUUGCGCUCCUUACCCUCCACUCUGUCUGGCAGCACUCCUUUUUCCUUUUUCAGAUCUUCAGUUUCUGAGUUUUGGAUAUGCUAUAUGAGGUGAUCCAGUGAGGAACAAACAACACAAAGGAAAAAUGUGCCAAAAAAUAACUUAACUUUCAACUGUAUAUUUGUCUUUGCUUUAGGACUAUCUUAGUUACAGCAUUCUUGAGCUGUUAGACUCAAUAAUAUGGUGCCAUCUCCUGGAAAUCUUGAGAACUACAGACAUUUGUUAGAUCCGUCUGUAUUUCCUACAGGUGGAAAUACAGUCACUGUUAUUAUUUUGUAAAGAAGCAGGCUAUUGUUUAUAUUAAUACACACACACACACACACACACAUAUAUAUCUAUAUAUAUCUAUAUAUAUAUCUAUAUAUAUAGAUAUAUAUACAUAAUAGCCUGUGUAUAUCUACCUGUGAGCUUUGCAUUAACAUUUCUCUUUCAAUUUUGAGACAAAGUAUCACAACUGCUUGAUUUUACUGGGAUGGUUAUUAACCAGAUGGCUUGCUGUUCCCGUAUAAACACAAACACUUGAGAGGUGAAUGUGAACAGUCUGGACUCACACAGCCUGGCCUGGUUAGAAGAAACAAUGCUGUAGUGAAUACCUGGUCUGAUGGUUGUGUAAGUUUUCAACAAAUACAGAUGCAAAAUGCAACGUGUAACAAACUUUCACAUCAUUAGGUCAAAAAAGUUCCAUGAAGGGAUAUCUUUGUCUUAUUUUCUAAUCAACAAAGCACAAUCUAAAUAUUGUGGGGGGAGCAGUGUAACCUUUUUAAAAACCCACUGAGGUCCGGCCAUCCACUGGAACCAGUGAUCUUAUCAUCAAAGGGGUUUUUUUCUUUCAUUGUUGGUUUUCUCCUUGUUUGCACUGUGAAGUUUAGAAUGGUGGAUGUAUCACUGCAACACCUCAGCCUUGUCUCACAGGUGAACUUCCCCUUCUCAGCAUCCGAUGACCAGGCAAAUCAUCUACAGACUUUACCCUUAUAGCAUUAGAAAUCCCCCUCCCUUUUAAUACAUGAAGCCUGAGUCAAAAUAAAAAGUUAACCAGAAGCUACCUAGUAUUCCUCAUGCAAACAGAGUAAGGGGAGAUAGUGAAGGUUGAGGCAAGAUCUGAGAUGUUGCCCAGGAUAUCUCCACCACAGAGAUAUAUGUUUGUUAUAUUAUGUAAUAAAUUUAUAAUUAAAACAUGAACUGCAUCA